This is a messenger RNA of Aegilops tauschii subsp. strangulata, 1231 nucleotides long. The record is from RefSeq and is a predicted model, not a curated record. NCBI's taxonomy places the organism in Eukaryota, Viridiplantae, Streptophyta, Magnoliopsida, Poales, Poaceae.
UUAUGGUUGGAUUCCUUAUACAUGACAUUGGUAUCUUUAUGUUUUCUAUUUGAACUCGUUUUCCUAGUUGGUUAACAAAAUGUACUUAUAACUAUCAGGUAUCUCAUUAUUAUCGAUGAUAUAUGGUCCAUAUCAGCAUGGGACGCUAUUAAGCAUGCUUCCCUGGAGAAUGAUUUAUAUAGCAGAAAUAUUUCUACGACACGCAAUGUUGAUGUAGCAAGAUCAUGUUAUCAAGGUGGUAAUGGACGCAUGUAUGAAAUGGAAGCCCUAAGUGAUCUCCACUCCAAAAUAUUGUUUUUCCAAAGAAUAUGUGGUUCUGAAGACAGCUGCCCUGAUGUGCUAAAACAAAUUUCAAAUAAAAUACUAAAUAAAUGUGGAGGCCUCCCAUUGGCAAUUAUCAGCAUAGCAAGUUUAUUGGCAAACAGGCCGAUGGUCAAAGAUGAGUGGGAGAGGGUCAGAAGGUCUAUUGGUUUUGCAUUGGACAAAAACCGAAGCUUAGAAGGAAUGAAUAGCAUACUAUCCCUUAGCUACAAUGACCUUCCACCUAAUCUAAAGACCUGCUUGUUAUAUUUACGUAUAUAUCCUGAGGAUUAUCUGGUUGACAGAGAUAUUUUUGUGAGGCGAUGGAUCGCAGAAGGCUUUAUCUCUGAAGAGCGAGGACAGAGCAAACAAGAGGUUGCCGAGAACCAUUUCUAUGAGCUAAUAAACAGAAGUAUGGUCCAACCGGUGGAAGUUGGCUAUGAUGGAAAGGCUCGUGCUUGUAAAGUCCAUGAUAUGAUGCUUGAUCUCAUUAUUUCAAAAUCGGUUGAAGAUAAUUUCAUCUCUUUGGCAGUGCACAGUCAAACUGAUUUCACAAAGCAUGGUGGUCUUAUUCGGCGACUAUCAGUCCAACAUAUUGACCAAGAGCUUGCAUCUAUAUUGGGAAAUGAAAAACUAAGCCAGGUACGAUCUCAAACAGUGAUAGCAUCAACUUGCAUCAGGCACUUGCCUGUGCUUCUUCAGUUUGAAGCUUUGUGGGUCCUAGAAUUUCAAGAUUGUGAGAGUCUGCAUGACUAUGAUAUGAAUGGUAUAGAUAAACUAUUCUAGCUGAAGUACCUGAGUUUUAGGGGCACUGAAGAAGCUACCAUCAGGAAUUGUGAAGCUAUAUGGUCUAGAGACGCUAGAUCUUAGAAAUACACACAUAGAAGAAUUGCCCAGUGAAAUUAUUCAGCUUGUUAAGCUACAAAAUCUA